UGCGCAUCGCUCGCAUCAACCGGUGCAGCUUUAUGUGGCGGAAUUGCGCAGGGUUCAGAGGGAUGUGAUGUGUCUGCUGCGGAAGGACACAAAAGCACCCCAAAACCCAUCGGAGAACCGGGACAGUGCGGCUUCUUGGUUUUUGCCGGCUUUGCCUCAACUCAAGAGCAGCGCGCGACACCGGCAUCCUCUAGAACCGGCACUGCCCUGCUCUCUUCAUUUUCAUUUAGUAGUUUCUUUCAUUCGCGUUUAGUCUUGUUGAAGGUUAUCCGACACGUCAGCUUUAUGACUUUAUUUUACAGCCUGUAGAAACUUUGAAAACUAAGCCGCGGUGAAUCAGCCUCCUUGGCAAUUAGCGCAUCGAUAAUUAAACCACAUCGAGCAUUUUGUUUCACCUCGAAUAUCUCUGUCGUCUUUUAUAAAUAGUCCAAUUUCCCCUUUCAUUCAUCCUUAAAGGGCUGACAUCUUCUUACUGUACCUGCUGAAGAGAGCCGACUGACUGCGCAGAGAUGGGGUAUGGGCGAUCAGACAGCUACCGCGUGGCUACCACGCAAGACAAAGAUAAUAAGGGCUCCCCUGACAAGAAGAAAAAAGCGGCGAAAGAUCUGGAUGAACUGAAGAAGGAAGUACCUCUGACAGAACACAAGAUGUCAGUGGAAGAAGUAUGCCGGAAAUUCCAGACAGACAUAGUUCAGGGUCUGACUAAUGCCAAGGCGGCUGAGUUUCUGUUGCGGGACGGUCCGAACGCUCUCACACCUCCCCCAACAACGCCCGAGUGGGUGAAGUUCUGCAGGCAACUCUUCGGAGGCUUUUCCAUCCUGCUGUGGAUCGGCGCGCUCCUCUGCUUCUUGGCCUACGCCAUCCAAGCUGCCACUGAGGAUGACCCAGCUGGGGACAACUUGUAUCUAGGUAUUGUGCUGUCGGCUGUAGUCAUCAUCACCGGCUGCUUCUCCUACUUUCAGGAGGCUAAGAGCUCCAAGAUUAUGGAGUCUUUCAAGAACAUGGUGCCUCAGCAAGCUUUGGUGAUCCGUGAAGGAGAGAAGAUGCAGAUUAAUGCUGAGGAGGUUGUGGCUGGAGAUCUUGUAGAGGUGAAAGGGGGUGACAGAAUUCCUGCUGACCUCAGAAUAAUAUCCUCCCACGGCUGCAAGGUGGAUAACUCCUCUCUCACUGGAGAAUCAGAGCCACAGACGCGAUCACCCGACUGCACCCACGACAAUCCUCUGGAAACUCGCAACAUCGCCUUCUUCUCCACUAACUGCGUUGAGGGCACUGCCCGUGGCAUUGUUGUGUGCACCGGGGAUCGUACAGUGAUGGGCCGCAUCGCCACUCUGACCUCAGGGCUGGAAACAGGAAAGACCCCCAUUGCCAAAGAGAUUGAGCACUUCAUCCACAUCAUCACAGGCGUGGCCGUCUUCUUAGGAGUCUCCUUCUUCAUCCUGUCCAUCAUCUUAGGCUACUCCUGGCUGGAGGCUGUCAUCUUCCUUAUUGGUAUCAUUGUGGCCAAUGUGCCUGAAGGACUACUGGCUACUGUCACUGUGUGUUUGACCCUGACGGCAAAGCGCAUGGCCCGGAAAAAUUGCUUGGUGAAAAAUCUGGAGGCUGUAGAGACUCUGGGCUCAACAUCCACCAUUUGCUCAGAUAAGACUGGAACCCUGACACAGAACCGCAUGACUGUGGCCCACAUGUGGUUUGACAAUCAGAUUCAUGAGGCUGACACCACUGAGGACCAGUCCGGCGCAUCAUUCGAUAAGACCUCGGUGACAUGGGUGAAUCUGGCUCGUGUUGCGGCUCUGUGUAACAGGGCAGUGUUUAAAGCCGCCCAGGACUCUCUACCAAUCCUGAAGAGGGACGUGGCUGGUGAUGCCUCUGAGUCUGCCCUGCUGAAGUGCAUUGAACUUUCCUGUGGGUCUGUUAGACAGAUGCGAGAUAGAAACAAGAAAGUAGCCGAGAUCCCAUUCAACUCCACCAACAAAUAUCAGCUGUCCAUUCAUGAGACUGAGGAUCCCAAUGAUAACCGCUAUCUGCUGGUGAUGAAGGGAGCUCCAGAACGCAUCCUGGACCGCUGCUCUACCAUCAUUUUACAGGGCAAGGAGCAACCAAUGGAUGAAGAGAUGAAGGAGGCCUUUCAGAAUGCCUAUCUGGAGCUGGGAGGACUGGGAGAGAGAGUGUUGGGAUUCUGCCACGUCUUAUUGCCAGAGGAUCAGUACCCUAAAGGGUUUGCAUUCGACACAGAUGAUGUUAACUUCCAAACAGACAACCUAUGCUUUGUGGGCCUGAUGUCCAUGAUUGACCCUCCCCGUGCCGCUGUGCCUGACGCAGUGGGCAAGUGUCGUUCAGCUGGUAUCAAGGUCAUCAUGGUGACUGGAGACCACCCUAUCACAGCCAAAGCCAUCGCCAAGGGAGUGGGCAUCAUCUCAGAGGGCAAUGAGACUGUGGAGGACAUUGCUGCUCGUCUUAAUAUCCCAGUCAGCCAGGUCAACCCCAGGGAUGCAAAAGCCUGUGUAAUCCAUGGAUCAGAACUGAAGGACAUGUCUCAAGAGCAAAUGGAUGAGAUUCUGCGCAACCAUACUGAAAUUGUCUUUGCCAGGACAUCUCCCCAGCAAAAGCUCAUUAUUGUGGAGGGUUGCCAGCGACAGGGAGCUAUAGUAGCUGUAACCGGCGAUGGAGUAAAUGACUCUCCUGCUCUGAAAAAGGCAGAUAUCGGUGUUGCCAUGGGGAUUGCUGGCUCCGAUGUGUCCAAGCAGGCUGCUGACAUGAUCCUGCUGGACGACAAUUUUGCCUCCAUUGUUACUGGAGUAGAAGAGGGUCGCCUGAUUUUCGACAACCUGAAGAAAUCCAUUGCUUACACUCUGACUAGCAACAUCCCAGAGAUUACCCCCUUCCUCUUCUUUAUUAUCGUCAACAUCCCAUUGCCCCUCGGUACCAUCACCAUUCUCUGCAUUGACUUAGGCACAGACAUGGUACCAGCUAUCUCUCUGGCCUAUGAGGCAGCUGAGAGUGAUAUCAUGAAGAGGCAGCCCAGGAACCCAAUGAGGGACAAACUGGUCAAUGAGCGUCUCAUUAGCAUUGCUUAUGGACAGAUUGGUAUGAUCCAAGCCUUGGGAGGUUUCUUUAGCUACUUUGUAAUUUUGGCUGAAAACGGUUUUCUUCCCUCUUAUCUGGUGGGCAUCAGGCUCUCCUGGGAUGACCGAAGCUUAAACGACCUAGAGGACAGCUAUGGGCAGCAGUGGACUUAUGAGCAGAGAAAGAUUGUGGAGUUCACAUGUCACACAGCUUUCUUUGUCAGUAUUGUGGUUGUGCAGUGGGCUGAUCUAAUCAUCUGCAAAACCAGACGUAACUCAGUGUUCCAACAGGGCAUGAAGAAUAAGAUCCUGAUCUUUGGCCUGUUUGAGGAGACAGCUCUAGCAGCAUUACUGUCUUAUUGCCCAGGCAUGGACGUAGCACUCAGGAUGUACCCACUAAAACCUUCCUGGUGGUUCUGUGCAUUCCCGUACAGUUUCCUAAUCUUUGUUUAUGAUGAGAUCCGAAAGCUUCUCCUGCGCCGAAACCCCGGAGGCUGGGUGGAAAGAGAGACAUACUAUUGAUUGAUGAAUUCCUUCUUUACUCACACCCCUACAUCUUCCAUUAUUCUUCAACUCCUUCUAUCCUUGUUCAAGGCGCACAAGCAUCCCCCCACCCCCACCCCCACCCCAAUACCCAUUUCAAAAAGAGACAGCGGCUUAAAGCCAACACCAUGCCUGCCCCAAAGAGAAAACUACAAAAACACCUUGACCAUCCAAGCCCCUGUGCUGCUCCCAUCACCCCUAAUAUUACUCUUUGCAUGACUUUUCACGGGUGUGCACAUAAAGUCUGUUAUAUAUUUACCAAUGGCAGCUGCAUAAUCAUUAUGUAGAUCUGAGAGGAGCUUUGCUAACAUGCUCUGCUAACAAAGGGCCCAGCCCUCUGCUUCUUCCUCACACUCAUCUGCUUCCUCACCUGCCUCCGUCUCCAUGCCUUUCUACUUCUCUGUACCCUACCAAUCCCUCGCUUACCCCCUUCCGCCUGUCCUCCAAUUUCACACGGGUAUGUGGGUCACAUGACUUGCGGCGGGACGCCACCCGCUGACACCGGUACGCUCUGGUCAGUUACUCCUGCCGACUACUAUUGUCUGGGAGAAGACACGUCCACACUUUCCUAUUUCUUCUCUCCGUGCUGUCCAUGUUGAUUGUCCUUUUUGGUUUCUCACUGUAGUUUGCUGUGAUGUUACCUUGAGAGGAAGGCGUAUUUAUACACUGACUGUUUUUAUUAUUAUUAUUAUUAUUAUUAUUAUUAAUUGAAGAUGGAGAGAACCAUGUUGGCUCUUUCUGCAUGAAAUUGUCGUAAACAUGGGUUUUUCAUAUCUUUCUCACGCUCUCUCUCUUUUUCUCUGUCUUUGUGUUCUCUGCUAAUCCUAUUUCAAAUACUUCAGAUUGUGUGUUUUAGAAACAAACCAUAUAUCCAAUAUUACUUAAGAUUCAAUUAAAUAAAACACAACCAAUACAAAAACAAUGAAGAAAGAAUGGAUCUCUUGCAUGUUUGACUGUAGUAAUGGUCUAUAACUAGAUGCCAAUGACACAGGGACAUGUCCGUUAUCAGGUAUAAAGCAUAGAGAGUAUGCACUUUUAAUAUUUUUGGUAUGUUCUGGUUCUACUGCCAUUAUAUUUCCAAACACACAAGGUUCGGCUUGUCGUUCCCCCCAAACACUUUGUAUUGUUUUUAAAUCAAGUUAAAUCUAUCAUCCCAUCACACCUGAGUGGACUGACUGCAUUAUAUCUGAAGUAAACAGUCACCAUGUCACAAGACAGCAGCUUUCUUUCAUAUGGUCCAAGUCAGUUCCAGAGAACCUGCUGUGUUUGGGGCCUUUAUUUGUUGGUUUAUCAGGAAACGUGUGUGUUGUGUGGUGUGGUGUGUGGAGCCUCCCGGGUCUUGUGCUGUGUGUGUGUGUGUGUGUGUGUGUGUGUGUGUGUGUGUGUGUGUGUGUGUGUGUGUGUGAGUGUGUGUGAAUGCUUGGGGACAGUGCACUGUAGCAGUCUGCUUAAAGGCUGCGUCCAUCUCAGAAAAGUGUGGGGGGGUGAGACUAAAGAAAGGGACGAACAUUAAAUAUAACAAAUUGUAGAGACAAUGUGUUUGAAAGCAAUGAAACCGACACCAAUAAAACAUCUAGAACAUUUAAUACAA
Messenger RNA from Tachysurus vachellii, 5196 nucleotides. RefSeq names its product ATPase Na+/K+ transporting subunit alpha 3b (gene atp1a3b). Gene Ontology annotation, molecular function: P-type sodium:potassium-exchanging transporter activity; ATP hydrolysis activity; ATP binding. The record is from RefSeq and is a predicted model, not a curated record. Lineage: Eukaryota; Metazoa; Chordata; Actinopteri; Siluriformes; Bagridae. Gene Ontology annotation, biological process: proton transmembrane transport; intracellular potassium ion homeostasis; sodium ion export across plasma membrane. The coding region runs from base 510 to 3584 and encodes 1024 amino acids. The transcript has 21 exons. Gene Ontology annotation, cellular component: membrane.